AUGGCUCUCGGCAGCACACCUCUCUCUCCGAAAUCACAACAAGAUCUCAACAUGGUCAUGCCAAUGCCUCCUCCUCUGCUGCAUACUCGUUCUGGCAACGAGAUGUACGACCGGCCUCAAACGCCGUCAACGCCUGGAGGGGGUCUUGCCCAUGGCUUCACCAGUCCUGCGCAGACUCCUCAGGGCAGUCCAAGCAAGAGACAGCUACCUCCUGGAGCCAACGACUUGCCCAAUGUGUUUGAUAAUGCCAUGAAAUUGGCUCCAACGUCGCCCAUCAAGGCACAACCAAAAUCCCCUGCCAAACAAGGAUUCUCUGCCGGUGACGAGAACACGAGCGAAGACCCCUUCGCUGAUCCUCCUGCUCAGUAUUUUAGCCGCCCAGAGAGUCCCACACGCCAAUCCAACAAAGAGAACGCCCCUGCUGGUGGCCUGGGCUAUGGCAAAGGCAUCCAGCAGAACCAUGCCGCCAUCUCGCGUCAAGAGCAAUAUCGCACAGCUGACUCCAAGAAGACUAUGACCACAACCAAAGGUCUCACUGCCGAGGAGUUGCAAAAGCUGCAACUCCCAAAAGUCAAGCGGCUGGCGAAUGUGACUCAACUGUACUUCCUUGACUACUACUUUGACCUGCUCUCGUACGUCCACAAUCGUCAGUCCAGAGAAGCUGCUUUCAAGGCCUCGUUCCCUGCUCCACCUGAGACACCAAGAGAAGAGUUCGAUGCUGCACUUCACAAAUACCUUGGGCGUGAACGGGCCAAUCUGCGCAAACGUCGCACCCGCCUCCGCCAUGGUGACUUCCAGAUCCUUACCCAAGUGGGUCAAGGUGGAUAUGGCCAGGUCUACCUCGCUCAGAAGAAGGACACUCGAGAAGUCUGUGCACUUAAGGUCAUGAGGAAGAAACUCCUCUUCAAACUGGAUGAAGUGCGUCACAUCUUGACUGAGAGAGACAUCCUGACCGCCGCGAAAUCCGAGUGGCUUGUCAAGUUGCUGUACUCUUUCCAGGAUGAAGAACAAAUCUACCUGGCCAUGGAGUACGUUCCUGGAGGUGACUUUCGAACCCUGCUCAACAACACCGGUGUCCUUCACAAUCGUCAUGCCAGAUUUUACAUUGCUGAGAUGUUUUCCUGCGUGGACGCCUUGCACACGUUGGGUUACAUUCACCGCGACCUGAAGCCAGAGAACUUCCUGAUCGAUGCUACUGGACACGUCAAACUGACCGACUUUGGUCUCGCCGCCGGCAUGCUCAGUCCCAUUAAGAUUGAAAGCAUGCGUAUCAAACUUGAGGAAGUCGGAAAUACGCCAGUUCCCUUCGGCAUGCCCGCUGUUGAAGACCGCUCGGCCGACCAACGUCGUGAAGGUUACCGUUCCCUCCGCAAGAAGGACAUCAACUAUGCCAAGUCCAUCGUCGGCUCGCCUGACUACAUGGCCCCAGAAGUCCUCAAGGGUGAAACAUAUGAUUUCACCGUCGACUACUGGUCUUUGGGUUGCAUGCUCUUUGAAGCCCUGGCAGGAUACCCCCCGUUCGCCGGCGCCACUGUUGACGAAACCUGGCAGAACCUCAAACGUUGGCAGCGUGUGCUCCGGAAACCCAUCUACGAUGACCCCACCUACUUCCUCUCCAAGCGUACCUGGGACCUGAUCACCCGCCUUGUUGCUGCCAAAGAUCACCGAUUCAAAUCCAUCUCGGAAAUCCACAAGCAUGAGUACUUUGCUGAAGUGGACUUCUCCAAGUUGAGAGAGCAGAAAGCACCGUUUGUGCCGGAGCUGGAUUCAGAGACCGAUGCUGGGUACUUCGACGAUUUCUCGAAUGAAGCGGAUAUGGCCAAGUACAAGGAGGUGCACGACAAACAGAGAGCAUUGGAAGAGAUGGCGGAGCGGGACGAAAAGAUGGGCAAGGGUCUCUUUGUGGGAUUCACAUUCAGACAUCGCAAACCAGAUACGGAAGGAGGAAGCCCGCGCAAGAGGAUCGAGACCGAAGGCACCUUUGGAACGAUCUUCUGA
This is a messenger RNA of Fonsecaea erecta, 1998 nucleotides long. RefSeq lists its product as hypothetical. NCBI's taxonomy places the organism in Eukaryota, Fungi, Ascomycota, Eurotiomycetes, Chaetothyriales, Herpotrichiellaceae. The record is from RefSeq and is a predicted model, not a curated record. Gene Ontology annotation, molecular function: ATP binding; protein serine/threonine kinase activity. Gene Ontology annotation, biological process: intracellular signal transduction; peptidyl-serine phosphorylation. The transcript has 3 exons. The coding region runs from base 1 to 1998 and encodes 665 amino acids. Gene Ontology annotation, cellular component: spindle pole body.